AUGAAGUUGGCAUUUGCUGUGUUUCCCAUGGUGGCACUGUCUGAGUGCCUCGUCCAGAUCCCUCUGGAAAAGGGCAAGAGUGCCUGGGAGGUCUUGCAGGAACAGGGUUUAUGGGAGGAGUAUAGGCAAAAGUACCCAUACAAUCCCAUGGCCAAGUUUGAUAGGAGCUUUGCUGUGGGCCCUGAAUCCCUGACCAAUGAUGCUGGUCUGUCUUACUAUGGAGUCAUCUCAAUUGGAACUCCACCUCAGUCCUUUAAAGUCAUCUUUGAUACUGGCUCAUCUAACCUGUGGGUUCCCUCCAUCUACUGCAACAGUGCAGCCUGCAAGAAUGACUUUGCCUCCACACCUAAACAGAAUGUCUACACUCAGUCCGAAGCAUUGCUCUUUUGUAAUAACAAUCAGCGAGGCAGUGAGGUGACCUUUGGUGGUGUUGAUACCAAUCACUACUCUGGUUCCAUCACCUGGAUUCCUCUCUCCAAUGAACUGUAUUGUCAGAUCACAGUUGGCAGUGUUUGUGGUAAUGGUCAGGCUGUAGCUUGUAAUGACGGCUGUCAGGCUAUUGUGGACACUGGAACCUCUAUGAUUGUUGGACCUCAGAGCGACAUUGACAACAUCAAUGCCUGGCUGGGAGCAAGUAGCCAGAAUGGAGAGUACAUUGUCAACUGCAACAACAUUGGCCAAAUGCCUGAUGUAACCUUCAACAUCAAUGGAAACCAGUUCACUCUGCCUAUGUGUAUCAGGUAAGUUCAGUAUAGUAGCUGUAUCACAGGCUUCAGUGCUACAGGUGGCAACAUGUGGACCCUGGGCGAUGUCUUCCUCAGACAGUAUUAUUCCAUCUACAACAGAGGCCAGAAUAUGUUGGGUCUGGCCAAGGCUAGAUAA
Neolamprologus brichardi is the source of this 882-nucleotide messenger RNA. Lineage: Eukaryota; Metazoa; Chordata; Actinopteri; Cichliformes; Cichlidae. The record is from RefSeq and is a predicted model, not a curated record.